Messenger RNA from Osmia lignaria (orchard mason bee), 1128 nucleotides. RefSeq names its product L-selectin. The record is from RefSeq and is a predicted model, not a curated record. Lineage: Eukaryota; Metazoa; Arthropoda; Insecta; Hymenoptera; Megachilidae.
CUUCUUAAGAAAGUGCGGCAGUUCUUCAGAGAACGUCUUUAGUAUUUAAUAUCUAUAUUUCAAUUAAAAUAUAGUUUGAAGCAAAAUGUUGCGAUUUAUUAUUCUUGGAAUACUUAUUGCUUUAUCGGCGGCUCAGUUCCAACCGUCUGGAAGGAUCUUGGAACCACCAAUUCCUGCCCUUUGUGCACAAAGAGUUAUUCAUGAACGUUUUAAUGGCAAGGGUUACUAUUAUUCGUGGGCUGAUCCAAGAACAAGUGGACAGGAAGUUGAUUGGCUAUCAGGAAGGAAUUUUUGUAGACAAAGAUGUAUGGACCUUGUUUCCUUAGAGACAUCUGCAGAAAAUGAGUUUAUUAAAAGCCGUAUUGUCCAAAAUAAUGUGAAAUAUAUUUGGACAUCUGGUCGCCUUUGUGAUUUCAAAGGGUGCGACAGACCUGAUCUUCAGCCACUUCAUAUUAAUGGUUGGUUCUGGACUGCAGAGUUACAAAAAUUAGCUCCAACUACCGAUCGUUCUCAGAAUGAUUGGUCUGAAAGUGGAGGUAUUGGAAAACCACAACCAGAUAAUCGUGAAGCUAUUCAACAAGGAGGUGCUCCUGAAAAUUGUUUAGCUGUAUUGAAUCAAUUUUAUAAGGAUGGAGUGAACUGGCACGAUGUUGCUUGCCACCAUAAAAAGCCAUGGGUGUGUGAAGAAAAUGAGUCGUUGUUAAAAUAUAUCCGCUUCACUAAUCCAAACAUUCGUGUUUAACGAUCUGUCAGUUGCCGAAUUUAUGCCUUGACUUAAUCUUAUGUAAUUUUUAUGAUACAAGGAUAAAUGACAUGGACAAUAGAUUUAAUGAAAAACAUGAUUAAUCAUAAAACAUACCGACUGCUACGCUGAAAACUACUAAGGGUAUAAUUACUUCAUUUUUCAGUUUAUUUAUUCAGCUUCCUAUUUCAUGUUAUUAGUAAAAUAUUACAGAUACAGAAGAAUUUUCUUUAUUUUGGUAUUUUACAAUUGUUUGAUGGUGUUGAAUUUGUGGCACCUGUUAUGGGCAGCCACUAGUGCAGUUGAUGCAUUAAAUAAUGAAAAUCUAUUUUAGCAUGUAACAAUGCAUAGUUCAAGAAAAUAAAUUUAUCCAGUCUGUUAUUUAA